Molecule: messenger RNA, 1683 nt
Organism: Olea europaea var. sylvestris
Lineage: Eukaryota; Viridiplantae; Streptophyta; Magnoliopsida; Lamiales; Oleaceae
Product: protein ALP1-like
Exons: 3
Coding region: 277-1482 (401 amino acids)
Molecular function (GO): sequence-specific DNA binding
Source: RefSeq, a predicted model, not a curated record
CCGUCUUUAACGAUGUCCGCGCCUAUCAUUUUUAUGCUAUGUUUGUCUUAAACAAAAUAAAAUUCCAAAAUAUUUCUGAGUUCAGCUUUCUUAUUACUUACCCGUAAAGCCUUUGCUCUAUGCUCCUGUGUUCAUAUCUUUAUUUCAAUUUGCAUGCUGCAAAAUCACCAAAAAAAGGCACACAAACACCAUUGGCACACUGUAGCUAAUCGCCUAUAUACAUAUAUCUUUAGUGGGGUUUCUGGGUUUUAAUUCAAUUGGGUUUUUUCUGCACUGAUGGCACCUUUGAGAGGAAACAAAAAGAAAAGGAAGGUCGAGAAUAAGGAUGAAGAAAACUCUUUGGUUUCUGGGUCUUCAGAAGAGAGCUCUGCUAAUUGGUGGAAUGCUUUCUCAAAGAAAAUUGCUGGUAGUCCAUCUCAAUCAAAUGGAUUGGAUAAGUUCAAAUCUAUUUUCCAAAUGUCGAGAAACACAUUCGACUAUAUAUGUUCCCUGGUAAAAGAUCACAUGAUGGCCAAAACACAUUUUUCUUUUUCAAAUGGAAAGCCAUUGUCAUUAUGUGACCAGGUAGCUUUAGCUUUGAGAAGGCUAUCUUCAGGAAAUUCACUAAUUUCAAUUGGUGACUCGUUUGGGGCACAUCAUUCAACCGUCUCUCAAGUGACAUGGCGUUUUAUCGAGGCCAUUGAAGAAAAUGGACUUCACCAUCUCCGCUGGCCUUCUGCUGAACAAGAAAUGACCAAGAUUAAAACCAAGUUCGAAAAGAUCCAAGGCCUUCCAAAUUGUUGUGGGGCAAUUGAUACCACACACAUAAAGAUGAUGUUAACGUCGUCUGAUCAGGGAGCUGACAUGUGGCUUGAUCGCAAGGAGAAUCACAGCAUGAUCCUGCAGGUGGUUGUGGACUCUGAUUUCAGGUUCCGGGACAUAGUCACAGGCUGGCCGGGAAAGAUGAAUGAGUACUCAGUUCUCCAGAGUUCGAAUUUUUUCAAACUAUGUGAGAAAGGAGAGAGGAUGAACGGGGAUAAACUAACUUUGUCAGAACAAACUGAAGUUGGGGAAUAUAUAAUUGGUGAUACCGGAUAUCCGUUGCUGCCUUGGCUCAUGACUCCUUACCAAGGUAAAGAACUUUCAGAAUCCAAAGUCGAGUUCAAUAAGAGACUUAUCGCAACUCAUAUUGUUGCAAAGAGGGCAUUGGCAAGGCUGAAGGAAAGAUGGAAAAUGAUUCAAGGAGAUAUGUGGAGACCCGACAAGCACAAGUUACCAAGAUUUAUUUUCGCAUGCUGCAUUCUCCACAAUAUUGUUAUAGACAUGGAAGAUGAGGAUUCAGAUGAGGGGCCCUCGUCUCACCACCACGAUCCUGGAUAUAGGAACGAGGUUUGUGAAUUUGUUGAUGAGUCCGCUUCGAAUUUGAGGGACAAGCUAUCUAUGCAUUUAUCUGGGAGUCUUAAUUCUCAUGUCAAUCUUACAUUUGAUGGAGUUACUGCCUAGCUGCCACUCAUCAUACAGUUAAAUAAGAUAGGAGAAUCCAAGGAGAAAAAGAAAGUGAUUUUUAAUUUUCAUUCAGGAAUUCACCUUUUUUUUAAUUAAUUAAUAAAUUUCAGAGGUUAGUACUUGAUUUUUCAAUUUCUAGACGUUGGAGAUAGUUUUGUGUAUUUCAAUUUGUUAUAUUUCACGCGAGUAUUGCUGUCA